AUGGAGGACCAGUUCGGCGGCCGAACCGAUGAUGACCUCUUCUACGACGACUUCGAGCCCGUCGACAGCGAGCCCAUCGUGGUCCAGGAAGAAACGCAGUACAUUCAGGAACCCUCGCCUGUUGCUUCUGGUGUGCCUGUAGCUCCAGAGCCUGCACAAGCAAGACAAUCCAGGCCCACGAAGUCGUCGCCACCCGCUCAAGCCUCGAACAACAAUGCGCCGUCCCCGUCGCCGUCACCAUCGCAGUCACCGUCACAGACACAACCACAGACCCAGCCCCAGUUCAAGGGCGGCAACUUGUCCUCAUCACGCUUCGCUCGCAAGGGAAACUUGAACAUGAGGCAGCAGUCUACGCCGCCGCCACCAGCAGCAACUAAAUCAUCUGCGCCACACAAGGAAUCUAAAGACAAGGAACAGGGCCAGGAAAGAGAAAAGGAUACCAAAGGCGACAAGGAAAAGGACAGCACUCCACCACCCAAUGCGCCCACAGCUCCUGCCAAGGAUAAGAAAUCUCACGCCCCUCCACAGAAUACAGCUGCGAAUGCAGAAGCACGGCUUCAAUCCGGCGCCAACCCGCGUCAGAAACUCACUGAGGAGGAACUUGCCGCCAAGAUGGAAAAGAUGAAACUGCUGUCAGCAGAAAAGACACGCCAGUUCGAGAGAGCCGAAAAGGACGAGCAACAGCAUGCUCAGGCGUAUGCCAGGGGCAUGGAAGAAGCCCGCAAGCGCAGAGCAGAAGAAGCGGAACGAAGACGCCGGGGAGAAGAGGAGAAACGCAAGCUCGAUGAUGAACGUGCAAAGAAUCGUGAGCGCAAGCUCAAAGCCAUGGGUAUGAAGGAAGGUGGCUGGGACGAGGGCAAGGAGGCCAUUCUGGAGGAAGAAGCCAGAAGGGUUUUUAAGGGAGCCAACGGCGGUAUCAGAGGCACGAAGCGUGGCGGUCUCGCAGGAAGUCGAUAUUCCCGAGAAGUAGACGAUCAACCCGACGUGGACCGCUUCCUGGAUGACCGGCAGCGCAGCAGGGGAAGGGGACGCGGUGGACGUGGAGGCGGUCGCGGACGAGGCGGUGGUCGAGGAGGGUUCGAUGGCUCAGCGCCGAAACCAAAUGACAGCAGUGCACCGGCACCUUCUCUAACUGUGGAAGAUUUCCCAGCACUGCCCUCAGAUGGAACCAGGAAGCCAACUGGACCGGUCGCGCCCGUCGCAUACCCUCCAAAAGCCGCACCAGCCUCUAUCCCGACCUUACCAUCACCACCUCCUGCUGGCGGCAAAUGGGACGAUGAGAUGGAGGCCCUGGAUGAGAUUAGGCAGCAAGGGGAAUCAUAG
Metarhizium acridum CQMa 102 is the source of this 1323-nucleotide messenger RNA. RefSeq lists its product as uncharacterized. Lineage: Eukaryota; Fungi; Ascomycota; Sordariomycetes; Hypocreales; Clavicipitaceae. The record is from RefSeq and is a predicted model, not a curated record.